Molecule: messenger RNA, 128 nt
Organism: Dentiscutata erythropus
Lineage: Eukaryota; Fungi; Glomeromycota; Glomeromycetes; Diversisporales; Gigasporaceae
Source: the annotation of a GenBank genome assembly
AUGAUUCAACAAAUUCCUACACUUACAAAUUGGUUUCUUUGACUGGGUUAGAUGAUUCAAUAAAUUCCUACACUUAUAAAUUGAUUUCUUUGACUGGGUUAGAUGAUUUAACAAAUUCCUUUGCUUGA